Alternaria alternata is the source of this 811-nucleotide messenger RNA. RefSeq lists its product as hypothetical. Lineage: Eukaryota; Fungi; Ascomycota; Dothideomycetes; Pleosporales; Pleosporaceae. The coding region runs from base 145 to 648 and encodes 167 amino acids. The transcript has 2 exons. The record is from RefSeq and is a predicted model, not a curated record.
GGCGUUGGAUACGUACAUGAGGGGUGGGACUGCGUAGAUCGUCCGCGCUGUGGGUUAAGAGCGUAUACCGGCAAGUAUCAUCAUUCCAUGAGCUGUGCCUCGUUUCCUCUCGCUGUGAAUCCACCUAUAUCAAUGGACUAGGGCAUGUUCCUACCUUCUGAAAUUUGGCGAAGCACAUCUGCUCAGCUCUUUCCCGCGUUUGAAAACAAGGUUGUCUUGUCUAAGUGGAUUCACACCACCUUCCCAUUAUGCUCGCUGCGGUCCCGUACCAUCUUUCUUGCUUCCAUGCUAACGUCACAACACUGCAGCACGAGACGCCUCGUAAGGUAUCUGACAUGGCCUUCCUUACAUAGCUGUCUAUGCCAUGGGUCACUUUGGUGUCUUAAGGACAUUUCGAGACUGGACGUAAGAACAGCCGAAGACCGCCGGAAAAGCGAACGAUUAUUACCAGAUAUGUCGCUGCUACAGCGUUUCAGCGGUCCUUCCUUGACUUAUUUGCAUCUUGAUAUGUUCUUGCCGCAGCAUUGGGUGCGACUACCCUCCAGGCUAACUCCCUGCCCAACUCGAUCGCGCAGAACCGUCCCAGCUUCGUUGUUCCGUGGCGAAGAGCGCAACGACCUCACAACAUCGACAAGCUGCCUUCCUUGAUCCAUGCAGAAUGCCUUCUUCAACCACAGCUCGGUGACGAAGCCCGGAAACUGACGUUAGCGUCUUCUGGGUCUCAUAUAAGCUCGCUUCCUCUCCGAUCUCUCUGCUUCUUCUUCAGCCCACUACACCACUCAGCCAAGCAACAGUACAAUCGGUUGGUCGG